GGUCUGCUUUUCUCUUCCGAAAAACCGCAGCCCUGUAGAUCGCUGGCUCUUUGUGUCGCCCUCCCAAAGUUUCUUUUUUUCUUUGAGACCGUUGUUGUUUCUCAUCCUGCCGUCUCUCCUCUUCUUUUCCUUCUUCUGUCUCCUUCCUUGCGGGACUUCUCUCCGCUUUCUUCUCUCUCUUUUCUAGUCCUGCUUUUCUCUCUCUUCUCUCGUCUCUCUUCUCGGCCUUAAUUCUCGAGGAGGUCGCGAACCGCGGCUAUCUCUCACGCGAGUUUCGGCCACUCUGGAAGAUGUUUUUUCUUCGAGUUGACCGACGUUUGCUUUUCUUACAAUCCUUUUCGCUCUCUCCCGUCCCUGACAGGCGUCUUGCCCUCUCGCUGUUCUUUGGUUCUCAUUCUGAGGAACGAGCGACGGAGAAACCAGCGCGAAGCGUCGGCUCUUUGUCUCUUGGAAAACGGCUCCGCGCUGCCCGAGUCUCGUUUCGCUCAAAGUGUGUCUCACGAGGCGGAUUCUCUCUCCUUUCUUUUCCCCCUCUCUUUAUUGCCUCUGUCCUUUAAAGACUAUCAAAGGAGGAGGAGGACUUCUGCGAAGACGUCCAACGUCUCCUUUCCAAGUUCUUCUCCCUUUCUCCUCUCCCAAGACAAAAUGACGAAGCCUCAAGAGACACCUGGUGAUGCUGCUUCCUCUUCUUCUUCCUCUUCCUCUUCGUCUUCCUCUUCGUCUUCCUCUGUCUCUCCUCUGCAUGGUAAAAAGGGUGUGGAGGCGUCUGCCGCAGAGAGAAGUCGCGCGUCCGCCAUGUCGAAGUUAGGCUCUUUCGGAAGCCUGAGUGGGAGCAACGUCACGCAUCGUUUGGCAGAUAUGGGGAGAAACUUGGUGGCGAGUUUCACCUCUGCCCCGACAGCGUCUUCUUUUAUCUCCAAGGGCAUGCUGACUCCGAGUGAGUUCGUCGACGCCGGCGACCUUCUGACGCACAAGUUCCCUACCUGGCAGUGGAAAGGCGUAGGACCUACUGGGAAGAGAGCCUCCGGCUGGCUGCCGGAAGACAAGCAAUAUCUCAUCACGAAAAAUGUUCCUUGUUACCGUCGUGUUCGCGAUAUGGACGACGCCCUCAACACUCGAGUCGGCCACGACGUGGAGGGAGGGUGGAUGUUGCCGCUGCUAAACGACGAGGAAAGAGAAGGAGGGAGCUCUGGCGAGGCGCCGGACCUCACUCAGAGCAUGCAGAAUCUCAGGCUCAAUGCGGAGUGCGGACAUGAACUUCGAAAACCUGCGCCUCCUACGCCGACCCAAACUAGCGCGUCCACCGCCUCAAAUCAAGAAAACAGUCUGCGAGAUGAUGUCCCAGACUUGAUAAACUUUGCCGACAUCGAUUGCCUCGUGCAGGAGGACGACGAUCCUGCGGCUGCCGAGGCUCCGAGCGUCGUGCGAACUUCCCCUGACGCGGAGAUCGUCGCAGCCCGCAGCUACGACCUGAGCAUUACUUACGACAAAUAUUUUCAGACGCCCCGCAUUUGGCUCUUCGGCUACAGCGAAAACGGUGUGCCGCUGCUUCCCGAGGAGAUUUUUGAAGACAUUUUGACAGAUUAUGCCGCAAAAACGGUCACAGUCGACCCCCAUCCUUGCACGGGGAUUCCUACAGCUUCUAUCCAUCCUUGCAGACACGCGAGCGUGAUGAAGAAGGUGGUGGACAGUUGGGUGGAGAGUGGGGUGCGGCCAAGGCAUGAUCUCGCUCUCCUAAUUCUGCUUAAAUUUGUGUCGAGUGUGAUUCCUACGAUCGAGUACGACUUCACCAUGGACGUCGACAUGCUCAUUCACCGCAGUACAAAAAACGAGAAGUAGACGCGUUCACUGCGCCUUCUUCGCGGACAGAAGCUACACUGAACGUUUUCCUCGCAAGACAUCGUCUGAGACGGCUCUGCAGUUUCAAGCAGACAAGUCAGUAUUCUUUGUGCCUCGUUGUCUCCCGUCCUGCCCAGACAGCUGCGCGCGGUCUGCUCAGGGAAGAGGGAAGUGCAAGACGAGAAGGGAGCAGGUGAAAGGAAGAGAGCUGUGAGGGGGAGAAGAGAGAACGCCGACACAAUCAUGGAAGGGAACUGCAAAGACGUUCGUACCAGGUCUUUCGUUUUUAGGGCAAAGUCAUUCAUUGGCGCUGUCCUCGCUGUGCUGAACUCGAUACUCGGGGUGAGCUGUCCUCCUCAAACACGACUCGGGCGUCCCCGCAACAAGGAAGAACCUCUUCAUUUGCGAGAAAGACCUCGAUAAUUCCACACCUCAGGUUUUCUCGCCGCAACGUUAAGUCUUAGAGCACGCGUAGGCAAGACGAGAUCAAAGUGCAGGGCUAGCCGAGAAUGCAGCAAACCCAGGACUUCAGUCAGGCGCAAAUCCCGUUGUGACAACGAGUGAAUUCAGCAUGUCUCCAGGCCUGUUCUCUUCCUGGAGAACGAGAAUCCAUCCAGCGUCGCCAGCACUGCUUCACGAGACAGAACCAAAGGGUCACGAGUAAUCACAAGAGAGUGU
Molecule: messenger RNA, 2517 nt
Organism: Toxoplasma gondii ME49
Lineage: Eukaryota; Apicomplexa; Conoidasida; Eucoccidiorida; Sarcocystidae
Product: autophagy-related protein 3 atg3, putative
Exons: 9
Coding region: 646-1839 (397 amino acids)
Biological process (GO): nucleophagy; autophagy of mitochondrion; autophagosome assembly
Cellular component (GO): cytoplasmic ubiquitin ligase complex; cytosol
Molecular function (GO): Atg8-family ligase activity
Source: RefSeq, a predicted model, not a curated record